Messenger RNA from Micropterus dolomieu (smallmouth bass), 1590 nucleotides. RefSeq names its product myosin heavy chain, fast skeletal muscle-like. NCBI's taxonomy places the organism in Eukaryota, Metazoa, Chordata, Actinopteri, Centrarchiformes, Centrarchidae. The record is from RefSeq and is a predicted model, not a curated record. The annotation marks the transcript as partial. Gene Ontology annotation, biological process: actin filament organization; vesicle transport along actin filament. Gene Ontology annotation, molecular function: actin filament binding; microfilament motor activity; ATP binding. Gene Ontology annotation, cellular component: cytoplasm; actin cytoskeleton; vesicle. The transcript is spliced from 13 exons.
UCACUGGAGGAUCAGAUUAUUGCUGCCAAUCCCCUGCUGGAGGCCUAUGGUAACGCCAAAACUGUGAGGAAUGACAACUCUUCUCGUUUUGGUAAAUUCAUCAGAAUCCAUUUCGGCACAACUGGCAAACUGGCUAGUGCUGAUAUUGAGACAUAUCUGCUGGAGAAGUCUAGAGUGACAUUCCAGCUUCCUGAUGAAAGAGGCUACCACAUCUUCUACCAGAUGAUGACCAACCACAAACCCGAGCUGAUUGAAUUGUCACUCAUCACAACCAACCCCUACGACUUCCCCAUGUGCAGCCAGGGUCAGAUCACUGUGGCCAGCAUUGAUGACAAAGUUGAGCUGGAAGCCACUGAUAACGCUAUUGAUAUCCUGGGCUUCAGUAAUGAAGAGAAGAUGAGCAUCUACAAGAUGACUGGUGCUGUGCUUCACCAUGGCAACAUGAAGUUCAAGCAGAAGCAGCGUGAGGAGCAGGCUGAGCCUGAUGGCACAGAGGAUGCUGACAAGGUUGCUUACUUGCUGGGUCUGAACUCUGCUGACAUGCUGAAGGCUCUGUGCUAUCCCAGAGUGAAGGUCGGAAAUGAGUUUGUCACCAAGGGACAGACUGUACCUCAGGUGAUGAACGCAGUGCCUGCGCUGGCCAAGUCUAUCUAUGAGAGGAUGUUCUUGUGGAUGGUCAUCCGCAUCAACCAGAUGUUGGACACUAAACAGUCAAGGCAGUACUUCAUUGGUGUCCUGGAUAUUGCUGGCUUUGAAAUCUUUGAUUACAACAGCAUGGAGCAGCUGUGCAUCAACUUCACCAAUGAGAAACUGCAACAGUUCUUCAACCACCACAUGUUUGUCCUGGAGCAAGAGGAGUACAAGAAGGAGGGUAUUAUCUGGGAGUUCAUUGACUUCGGCAUGGACUUGGCUGCCUGCAUUGAGCUGAUUGAAAAGCCCAUGGGCAUCUUCUCCAUCCUUGAAGAGGAGUGCAUGUUCCCCAAGGCCACAGACACUUCCUUCAAGAAUAAGCUUUAUGACCAGCAUCUUGGCAAAAACAAAGCAUUUGAGAAACCAAAGCCCGCCAAAGGCAAGGCUGAGGCCCACUUCUCCCUGGUGCACUAUGCUGGUACCGUGGACUACAAUAUCAAUGGCUGGCUGGACAAGAACAAGGAUCCACUGAAUGAUUCUGUUGUGCAGCUGUACCAGAAGUCCUCAGUUAAACUGCUGCCUGUUCUGUAUCCUCCUGUUGUUGAAGAGACCGGUGGCGCCAAGAAGGGAGGCAAGAAGAAGGGUGGUUCUAUGCAGACUGUGUCUUCACAGUUCAGGGAGAACUUGGGCAAGCUGAUGACUAACUUGAGGAGCACCCAUCCUCACUUUGUGCGCUGCCUGAUUCCCAAUGAGUCAAAGACUCCAGGUCUGAUGGAGAACUUCCUGGUCAUCCACCAGCUCAGGUGUAACGGUGUGCUGGAGGGUAUCAGAAUCUGCAGAAAAGGUUUCCCCAGCAGAAUCCUCUAUGGUGACUUCAAGCAGAGGUACAAGGUGCUCAAUGCCAGUGUCAUUCCUGAGGGCCAGUUCAUUGAUAACAAGAAGGCUUCAGAGAAGCUGCUU